This is a messenger RNA of Trichobilharzia szidati, 2044 nucleotides long. The record is from the annotation of a GenBank genome assembly. NCBI's taxonomy places the organism in Eukaryota, Metazoa, Platyhelminthes, Trematoda, Strigeidida, Schistosomatidae.
UGCUGAUUUAAAAGUUUACCCUACGGCGCACACGUGAAUUGAGGGAUGACGCUGGAGUCCGUUUCGAAGAAAGCUGAGGAUUUUAAAGAAGAAGCUAAUAAGUUUUUCAAAGGUAUGGCAUCUGCGAAGCGAUCAUUCUUUAAUUUGAUGGUAUAUCUUACUAAUAUCUGAACCUUCAGAUGGAGAAUACGAUAAAGCCAUUGACGCCUACACGAAGGCGAUAGAGAUUCAAGAGUCUGCUGUUUAUCUGUCUAACAGAAGUCUUGCAUACCUACGCAUUGAAUGUUUUGGCUACGCCUUAGAUGAUGCCUCAAGGGCAAUCGCUUUGGAUAGUUCCUACGUAAAGGGUUACUACCGCAGAGCGUCUGCACAUAUGGCAUUAGGUCAGUAUAAAGAAGCUUUGGCAGAUUAUGAAACUGUUAUUCGAGUUGCUCCUGGUGACAAAACGGCUCGUGAAAAGCUGACAGAAUGUCAAAAAAUAAUUCGCCGUAAAGCAUUUGAAAAAGCUAUCGCUGUAGAAGAUCAACCUUCUCCGUUAGAAUCUUUUGACCCAGCAUCUAUCACUGUGGAGGCCGGUUACGAUGGUCCUCAUUUGGAGCAAGAUAACAAGGGAAAGUACACCGUCACAGAAUCUUUCAUGUUGGCUUUAAUGGAACAUUAUAAGUCUCAAAAGGUGCUACACCGGAAGUAUGCCAUGAUAAUAAUGCAAGACAUUUUCUUGUUCUUCCGGAAGUUGCCAAGUUUAGUGGAGAUUGACGUCCCAGAUGAAUCUAAAUUUACUGUUUGUGGUGAUAUACAUGGUCAGUUUUAUGACCUUAUGAAUAUAUUCGAAAUUAACGGGUUGCCGAGCAAAGAUAAUCCCUAUCUAUUCAAUGGUGACUUUGUUGAUCGAGGAUCAUUUUCUGUGGAAUGUAUUUUCACUUUAUUCGGGUUUAAACUUCUUUAUCCAGACAAAUUUUACUUAUCCAGAGGUAAUCACGAAUCCGAACACAUGAAUAGAUUGUAUGGUUUCGAGGGUGAGGUUAAAUCAAAGUAUUCAUCCCAGAUGGCCAACAUGUUCACGGACAUAUUCAACUGGUUGCCAUUAUGUCACCUCAUUAAUGGGAAAAUUCUGGUGAUGCACGGGGGACUGUUUGAACGUGAUAAUGUAACCUUAGAUGAAAUAAAGAAGGUUUCCAGAAAUCGUCAACCUGACGAAGGCACUAUUAUGUGUGAGUUGUUAUGGUCUGAUCCAAUGGAAGCUAAGGGUCGAACACACUCAAAGCGUGGAGUUGGCUGUCAGUUUGGUCCUGAUGUUACUGAAAAUUUCUGUAAAGCCAAUGGUUUGGAUUAUAUUAUACGAAGUCACGAGGUAAAGGAUGAGGGGUAUGAAGUCGCCCACAAUGGUCGUUGUGUCACAGUUUUUUCAGCGCCAAACUAUUGUGAUACAAUGCGUAAUCGUGGAGCUUUCAUCACACUAAAAGGAAGUCGAAAACCUAAUGGAAUGCCACCGAAGUUUACCAGUUUCAAAGAAGUACCUCAUCCAGAUGUGCGCCCAAUGGCUUAUGUAAACCCACUGCUUUCUAUGUUUAUGUGAUUUUCACACUACUAUUUCUUAUAUUGUGCCUUAUAUAGUGACUAAAUUAUCUUUUACUGUUGGCCUGACAAUUGUAUCAGCCAUUCACUGUACACAUUAAAUGGUCACAUCUUACCAUUUACAUUACUCAAUUUAAGUUGGCUCACCUUCAGGCCAGAGAUUCAUUCAUAUACACAUGCAUUUUCAAUUCUAUUAUUACUAUGAGAAAGUGUAAAAAUCGUUAUUCUCAUUUCUAAAAGUUAUUACUAUUAUUGUUAUCAUCAUUAUCAUCAUCAGUCUUUUUCUUAAACUUAUCGAAGUUACUUCCUCAUUCCGCUAACUACCGGUUGUCAUUGUAUUAGGAAUUAUUUUUUGCAAGUAUAUUUCCUGAGCCCACUAGGCUUCAUUUGUUUUUUUUCCAGUUAAAUGUAUCGUGUUUCAAUAGAGGAAGAAAAAAUAUAAAGAAAUAAUUUGUAAAUUGUUCUGAAA